AUGACAGCCCCUCAAAAUCCCAUUACAAGAGCCAUUUGGGAUGGAACAUUACCCAUCAAGUUUUCUCUUGAUAGCACAGAAGCAGCUGCAUUGGGUGCCAAAGCUAUAGUAGAACCUUACUUUAUAGAGGCACCACGAUGCUCAUACUUUCCUUUGUGGACGAGUCAAAUAAGAAAGUAUUUUGUGGAUAUGGCACUUAAUUUCAUUGGAGACGAUGCGGAAAUAUGGUAUGACGUUGACGGAACUCCACUGAAAUGGCAUUAUCCUAUAGGAUUAUUGUAUGAUUUACAUACUGGAUAUCGGCCAGAUUCUAAUAGUCCGCCACCUUUACCUUGGCCCGUAACAGUUCAUUUCAAAAAUUUUCCUACAGAUAAAUUGAUAAAAGCACAAGCUAUUGAUGCAACGCAAGACUUUUUCAUGUCAAUGAUCAAGGAA
This is a messenger RNA of Dentiscutata heterogama, 435 nucleotides long. Lineage: Eukaryota; Fungi; Glomeromycota; Glomeromycetes; Diversisporales; Gigasporaceae. The record is from the annotation of a GenBank genome assembly.